This is a messenger RNA of Acomys russatus (golden spiny mouse), 3015 nucleotides long. It is a transcript of the gene Itih5, whose product is annotated as inter-alpha-trypsin inhibitor heavy chain 5. Gene Ontology annotation, biological process: hyaluronan metabolic process. The record is from RefSeq and is a predicted model, not a curated record. The coding region runs from base 157 to 3015 and encodes 952 amino acids. Gene Ontology annotation, molecular function: serine-type endopeptidase inhibitor activity. The transcript has 14 exons. Lineage: Eukaryota; Metazoa; Chordata; Mammalia; Rodentia; Muridae.
GCAAGAGAAUGGACUGAGGUAGGCCUGAGGCCAUGAAGGAGGCUGGUCUUUGUUGGAGGCGGGACUGCACGGAGCGAGUCUCCCAGGGGCUGCGGCUGCACUAGCUCCCUGAAAAUCCUUCCCAGUUCCACAGCGGUCACGCGUUCCGUCCUCACCAUGUUCCUGCUGCUGGGGCUGUGCCUGGGGCUGCCUCUCUUCUCGGAGUCCCAGCAAGAGGCACGCAGGUGGGAUGACACCUCGGAGCAAGUGGCUCUCAGGGUCCCCAGGCAACCCAGGCUGUUGCAGAGGCUGAAAACCAAGCCCUUGAUGGCGGAGUUCUCCGUGAAGUCUACCAUCAUUUCUCAUUACGCCUUCACCACGGUCUCCUGCAGAAUGCUCAACAGAGCUUCUGAGGACCAGGACGCGGAGUUCCAGAUGCAGAUCCCAGCAUCGGCUUUCAUCACAAACUUCACCAUGCUUAUAGGAGACAACGUGUAUCACAGUGAAAUCACAGAGAAAGAAAAGAAAAGCAGUGAUAGGAUAAAAGAAAAAAGAAACGACACCGCAGACGAUAAUGAGGAGAAGAGGACGGACAUGUUUAAAGCCUCUCUAGUGAUUCCCAGCAAGGACAAAGCCGCCUUCCUCCUCAGUUAUGAAGAGCUCCUGCAGAGGAGGCUGGGCAAAUACGAGCACGUCAUCAGCGUGCGCCCCCAGCAGCUGGUGGGGAGGCUGACUGUGGAGGUGAACGUUCUGGAGAGGUCGGGCAUCACAUCCUUGGAAGUGCUGCCUCUUCACAACAGCAAGAAGAAGGGCAGCGUGAAGGCAGAAGGUGAUUUGGGUCCUCCCCCUUCUACUGUCAUCAACCAAAAUGAAACUUUUGCCAAAGUUGUUUUUAAGCCUACUGUGGUCCAACAAGCUAAGAUUGCCCAGAAUGGAAUUUUGGGGGAUUUCAUCAUUCGAUAUGAUGUCAAGAGAGAACAGAACAUCGGGGACAUCCAGGUUCUAAACGGUUACUUCGUGCACUACUUUGCUCCUAAAAACCUGCCUCCUCUACCCAAGAAUGUGGUUUUCGUGCUUGACAUCAGUGCCUCCAUGGUGGGAGUGAAACUCCAGCAGACCAGGGAAGCCCUCGUCACAAUCCUCAAUGACCUCCGGCCCCAGGAUCGUUUCAAUAUGAUUGGGUUCUCCAACCGGAUUAAAAUGUGGAAGGACCACUUGCUACCAGUGACUCCUGACAACGUUAGGAACGCCAAGGUCUACAUGUACCACCUGUCACCCACUGGAGGCACAGACAUCAAUGGGGCCCUGCAGACCGCCAUCAGGAUGCUCAACAGCUAUGUGGCCCAGAAUGACAUCGAAGAUCGGAGUGUGUCCCUCAUCAUCUUCCUCACCGAUGGAAAACCCACCUUUGGGGAGACCAGCACCCUCAAGAUUCUCAGCAAUACCAAGGAAGCCGCUGGAGGCCAGAUCUGCAUCUUUACCAUUGGCAUUGGCAAUGACGUAGACUUCAGACUGUUAGAGAAACUUUCUCUGGAGAACUGCGGCCUCACGAGACGUGUUCUUGAGGAGGAGAAGGCAGGGGCCCAGCUCAUCGGGUUCUACGAUGAAAUCCGGACACCGCUUCUUUCUGACAUCCGCAUAGAUUACCCUCCUAACAUAGUAGAGCACGCCACCAAAACCCUGUUCCCCAACUACUUCAAUGGCUCUGAGAUCGUCAUCGCCGGGAAGAUGGCAGACGGGAAGUUUGAUCAGCUGCAUGUCGAGGUCACUGCCAGCAACAGUAAGAAAUUUGUCAUCCUGAAAAAAGACAUCCCUGUGGGGUCCCAGAAGCUGGGGAAUGACGUCACAGUCACCCCUGACUCCGCCCGCGAUGGCGGGGAGGGUCCCAACCACAUCGAGCGUCUUUGGAGCUACCUCACCGUGAAGGAGCUGCUGAGCGCCUGGCUGCAGAGCAACAGUGAACAGGAGAAGGAGCAGCUGAGGCAGAAGGCCCAGGCUUUAGCCUUGAACUACCACUUCCUCAUCCCCUUCACCUCCAUGAAGCUGAAGAAGCCACGGCUCCACACAGACCGCCUGGGGGACACCCACGGCAUGUCGGCAGCCACAGGACCGGAGACUGUGGUGCAGAGCCUGCGAGGAGCGGGCGUGCAGCCAGAACCUGCUCUCAAGAAGCCGUAUAACCCAAGAAUUAAAAUCUCAAAAACAUCAGUGGAUGGAGACCCUCAUUUUGUUGUGGAUUUCCCCCUAAGCAAGCUCACCGUCUGUUUUAACAUUGAUGGAGAGCCUGGGGACAUCCUGCGGCUUGUCUCCGAUCACCGGGACUCUGGUGUGACUGUGAACGGAGAGCUUAUUGGGGCCCCAGCACCUCCGAAUGGCCACAAGAAACAGCGCACAUACUUCCGCACCAUCACCAUCCUCAUUAACCGGCCCGAGAGAUCUUACCUUGAGAUCACACCCAACAGGGUCAUCCUGGAUGGUGGAGACAGGCUGGUCCUCCCCUGCAACCAGAGCGUGGUGGUGGGGAGUCGAGGACUGGAGGUGUCGGUAUCGGCCAAUGCCAAUGUCACGGUCACCAUCCAGGGCACCAUUGCCUUUGUCAUCCUCAUUCACCUCUACAAGAAGCCAGCACCCUUCCAGCGAAACCACCUGGGCUUCUACAUUGCCGACAGCAGAGGCCUGUCCAGCAGUUGCCAUGGACUGCUAGGUCAGUUCCUGAACCAGGAUGCCCAACUUAUAGAAGCUCCUGCAGUAUUCGGCAAGAAUCUUAGUGACCAGCCAUCUCCUCAGACAGAAGAGACACCUGAGGCUAUCCUAAAGGUGAAAGGACGCCAAGUUCCAGUUAUCUGGAAACAAAGGAAGAUUUACAAUGGGCAAGAGCAGGUAGACUGCUGGUUUGACAGAAACAACGCAGCCAGGCUGAUUGACGGCGUGUAUAAGGACUACCUGGCUUCUCAUCCAUUUGACACAGAGAGUACACUGGACCAGAGCGUGUCCAGGAGAGCUGAGACUGGCAGCCUUCAUGGGGAGAGUAUCUAA